Molecule: messenger RNA, 2882 nt
Organism: Anoplopoma fimbria (sablefish)
Lineage: Eukaryota; Metazoa; Chordata; Actinopteri; Perciformes; Anoplopomatidae
Product: protein FAM222A-like
Source: RefSeq, a predicted model, not a curated record
CUUGAGAGUUAGAUGAGAAGAUCAACGCCACACUCAGAUCUAAGAGUAUUACACUCGAAGCAGUUUACCCAGGCUGUGUGCAGCCCUAGAUAACUAUCAUGCUGGCCUGUAUCCAGAGAAGGCAGAACCUCUCGCUGCAGAAUCUGGCCUGGACACCCAAAAGCCUUGAUGUUCCACCACCGCCAUUACUGCUGGCAGUACCACCACUGCAGCCGUGCACCCUCAAAGGCGAGCCAGCCUCCAUGAUUUCUCGGUACCCGUCUCCUGCAGAGUUGGAUGCUUUUGCCCAGAGGACCGCCAACAGCCCACUGUCCAUCAAAAUCUUUCCGUCUGACGUCCGGGUGCCACAACAUAAACAGCUUAACAAAACAGUCAAUGGCUUGGACACCACAGGCACACGCUGUAGCCCGUUCUCAGGAGGCCCCCAGGGAUUGUUGGCCGUCAUCAAAGCCUCCGUGGUAGUCAAAGGUGUGGUGAAAAACUCGGAGGGCAGGAGGACUAAACACGCAAACACCCAGACCUCUGUGGUGCCGUAUAAUAAUCCUCUGAACAAUGGCUACACAGUCAGACACGGGCACAAGGCCUAUCAUAUAAGCUCAUGUAAGCCCCAUGAUGUUCCCAUCGAGACACUUUGUUCUAGCACAGGGAUGGCCUCCAGAGAUCAGAGCCGGGCCCCCCAGGUUGAGCUGGCGGAGGUUCAAAGCCUGAUGAGGCAGAUGAGCAGAGUUCCCCACAGCCAGGCCCUGCCUGGGGGAGAGGCUCGAGCCAGCCCCUCUCUGCAGGCUGUGGCCGCGGUGGCACAUUCAGACUCAGACUUUGCCCUGGGAGUGCCGCCCCAGAGCAGUCUCGCUUUUACAGGGGCCGUGCUACCGACACAGAGUGCAGACGUAGCCAAAGCUGGGUACUUGGAGAAAGGAGACUACACAAUGUGGCAGCAUAAACAUCAGAUUCAGCUGCAGCAGCAGCAGCAGCAGCAGCAGCAGUCCUAUCAGCAGGGAGCAGUGAGGAUGUACAGUGUGAGUAACAGUGCUCAGAGGCACAGAGCCGUAGAGGCCGGGGUUGGCCAGUCUCCUGAAACCUGCCUCCCUUUGCCGUGCUCCUCGCAGCUGUCGCAUAGGCCUCAUCAGGAGCGAGGCAGCGGCUCUUCUCUGAACUGCGCCGCCAUGCAGGGGGAGUUCUCCGUCGGACAGUACUUCGCUCCGCUCUGGGACAGCGUUGUGGCCACCCCUAACAGCGACUGUUAUCCUUCUCAGGGCCCUAGAGACCUGGGACUCCCCCAUCCCCAUCCCCAUCCCCAUCUCCAUCCCCAUCCAAGCCGCCAUCAACCCUUCCACCCACAGAGACACCAGCCGCAGCUCCACCUGCAUCUCCCUCCUCAUACCCAGGCCUACAGUACAGACCAAAACCUCUGUUGUGGGCUGCCUAGUUCCAGCAUGUGCCACGCUGCAGUACUUAGCAGCAGCCUGCAGUCUCUGGAGUGCCUCAUCAGUGAGAUCCAACCUCCCUGCAUCAAAGAGUGCAUGCUGGGCCGUGGGUACGAAGCCAUGGGGAUGCCUCAGCUACUGGAGCACCACCAGCAGCAGACCCACAUCCAGCUACCCGUCUACAGAUAAGAAACAGCGUGAUGCCACGAAGCGGGGAAGCAGAAGUGACGAACCUUUUAUAGACGAUAGAAGUGUGUCAGUUUAGACAUCUAUGAGAAUGAGACAGGCCUUUUUUAGUUUGUGCAUGUACUUUAUUUGUAGAAGGCUUUGUGUUUUUGAGCUUGAAAGGUGAACGAUAAUCAUGACUUAAGAUACAGGUUCAUCUUAUGGACUUGUUUUAUUUUUAUAUCUUAAAUGGCCAUCAAAUAUGCCUGCUGUUCCUCAUUUUAAUGCUGAUGCUGAGCACCUAAUCAAUCAAUUUUCCAUUGCAUUAAAACAAAUACUGUAUAUUUUGCAGGUGAUUCCUCAGUAAGCCUAGAAAGAAAGUAAACCCACUGAACUGAAAUAAUCUUGUUACCCUUCUGAAACAUUUCCUUGAAUCUAAAAAGGUUAAUUGGUAACAGUUCUUUGUGAAUAUGUUAUAUAUUUUUAACAUAAAUGGCUUCUUAUUUGAACAUUCCUUAAUUAUUAACUGAACUUUUAGUUGCCUGCUGCUUCAUUGUGUUGAUUAUUUCGUCCACUUUUCAGUGACUCCUGAAUUAACAGACUAAAGCGGUAACUCAGCUUCUGCAAUAUGAUUCAAAUUUCCUGGCUGCCAUUUGAGGAAAAUUUUGGUCAUUUGUAUACAAACGUGAAUAGAUUUGUUUUGUAAAGCAGCCAUAGAGAAAGUUAUGUAAUCUAACAUCUUGAUUGAUUUAAAGUAGGCUUGCUCAGCACAACGUAUUAGGACUGUUGCAUAUCCAAAUCAACACCGCGGCAAAUCAGGCCAAGCUAGAUGUGCCCUUUGGUUGUAUUUUUGUUGACCUUUUUUUUUUUUAUUUUAAGAUUGUUGCUUGGACAUUUUGUCUUGAAUGAAAUAAUCUCUGGAAAGUUGUGACACUGUUACAUAAUGCCUGAGUAUAUAUAUAUAUGAGUGCCAUGUUGGAGAGCAGGCCACCUUAAUCAUUUACAUUAUCUUCUUUGUAGGGCUAUAUUAUCUCUGAUGGUGUGAGACGUAUGACUGAGUAGGUCUCUGUGUGUCUGCACUGGUUAUGUGAUAUUAUUUAUUUAUGUCAGCCUAAUGAGUUAUAUGGCAAGCUGUCUCUAUAAUUAUAAAGUGCAAUUAUUAUAUAUGAACAGGUGAGCGCUCUCUGUGAAGUAUGUUGCUGAAAUAACUACAUUUUGAAAUGUAUGACCCUAAUCCCUGUACCCUUUUUUGCCUCUUCUUAAUAAGGAUUGUCGAGUAAAUGAAAUUUUCUA